CUAAUAUGUUUUAUUGUUUUUUAAUAUAUCUGUGCAAACAACACAACCCAACGGAAAAAUUAAAAUCACAACGCUGAUAUCGAGUAUAUAGGUGACUAUAGGUAAUAGAACAAUAUGCGCAGUCCGUUAUGUUAUAUUAUGCCCAUGUUCCGCCAUGGAUAUCACCUGUUCGCGGUCUGUCCGUCAUUGGGUCGAGCAGUUCACACAGUCAAGUUCCAGCAGCCACGACCGUACCAGGACCAGGUUAGUCAAAGAUUGUGUGGGUCACGUCAGUGGUCCAAUAACACGAAGCAGCAAUUGAAGGUGGUGUCGGACAACCGCUGUUUCGGCGGACAGCAAAAAGUUUUCGAACACGACAGUGCCAUGUUAAAUUUCCGUAUGAGAUUUGCCGUGUACGUACCAGAAAAUUUGGAAAGACCUGCUCCAGUCUUAUACCAUUUGGGUGGUAUGUUAUGUUCUGAACAAACAUUUAUACAGAAGUCAGGGUUUCAACGAUGGGCAGCACAUUAUGGAAUAAUCGUAGUGUCACCAGAUGUCUGCCCUAGGGUUAGAUUAGGUGUUGAGAAUAAUCAAAUUGAAGCUUACGGCCAGUCAUAUUAUGUAAACGCCAUUAAAAAACCGUGGAGCAAGAAUUACCAAAUGUACUCAUAUGUGAACGAAGAGCUACCUAGUAUUAUUCAGAAACAUUUUAAUGUCAACAGAGACAAGCAGUCAAUCAUGGGCCACAGUAUGGGAGGACAUGGUGCAUUAAUAAGUGCUCUUAAAAAUCCUGGCAAGUUUUGUUCAGUCUCAGCAUUAGCUCCAGUUUGUAAUCCAUCUCAAUCACCUGAUGAACGAUUCAUAUUAGAGUGUUAUUUUGGAAAUGAUAACAAAACAAUGGAGAAAUGGGAUUCUACUUGCUUAGUAGCUGAUUAUAAAGGACCAGAGUUAAAUAUUCUCAUUCAUCAAGGAAAUAAUGAUGAACAUAAAGAUGAUUUAAGAUUGGAUAGUUUUAUAAGUGCUUGUAAAAAGUCAGGGAUUGCAGCUUCAAUAAAUGUUGAAGAAGGAUAUGGCCAUGGUUUUUAUUUCAUUUCAACUUUUAUAGAACAGCAUUAUCAUCACCAUGCUAAAUUUUUGUGUGACUCUUAAUAAUUUAUUAAAUUUGAUGUAUUUGUAAGUAGUAUUUAAUGUAUAAGUGGUGUGUUAAAACUAAAACCUAUGUCACCAAAUAUAUCUUACCUUCAAUUUUAAUUUGUGUAAUAAGAGAAUACAUGGAAAAUGAGUUAUAAUAAAUAAUACUUGGAAAAUA
This is a messenger RNA of Myzus persicae (green peach aphid), 1288 nucleotides long. Its product is annotated as S-formylglutathione hydrolase-like. The transcript is spliced from 5 exons. Gene Ontology annotation, cellular component: cytosol. Lineage: Eukaryota; Metazoa; Arthropoda; Insecta; Hemiptera; Aphididae. Gene Ontology annotation, molecular function: S-formylglutathione hydrolase activity. Gene Ontology annotation, biological process: formaldehyde catabolic process. The coding region runs from base 115 to 1128 and encodes 337 amino acids. The record is from RefSeq and is a predicted model, not a curated record.